AUGGAGCAGAAAUUGGUAUCGAUUCGGGAGAAAAUUGAUCAGUUCCCUAUGAAAGAUGUUUUCAAUAUGGAUGAAACUUGGUUGUUUUAUAGGCUACAAGCUGAUCAUUCAUUGGCAACAAAACAACUUGAAGGAAGAAAACAAGAUAAAGAAAGGCUGAUGAUAGUUAUUUGUUGCAAUGAAGAUGACUCUGAAAAAAUUCCUCUAUGGAUUAUUGGGAAAUAUGCAAAGCCUCGUUGCUUCAAGAAUGUCAACAUGAAUGGCUUGGAUUGUCAGUAUCGAGCUAACAAAAAAGCAUGGAUGACUAAUGUGCUUUUUGAUGAAUAUGUUCGUUCAUUUGACCAAAUGAUGCAUGGUAGAAGAGUUCUACUUGUGGUGGAUAAUUGUCCAGCAGAUCCAAGAAAUAUUGAAGGGCUAAGAAACGUUGAGUUGUUCUUCUUGCCACCCAACAUGAUAUCAAAGAUUCAACCUUGUGAUGCUGGGAUAAUAAGAGCUUUCAAGAUGCAUUACCGUAGAAGGUUUUACUGCAAAGUAUUGGAAGGUUAUGAGGUGGGACAAUCUGAUCCAGGGAAGAUAAAUGUCCUUGAUGCUAUCAAUUUGGCAAUCCCAGCUUAG
This is a messenger RNA of Lathyrus sativus (Indian pea), 615 nucleotides long. The record is from the annotation of a GenBank genome assembly. Lineage: Eukaryota; Viridiplantae; Streptophyta; Magnoliopsida; Fabales; Fabaceae.